This is a messenger RNA of Thermothielavioides terrestris NRRL 8126, 414 nucleotides long. RefSeq lists its product as uncharacterized. The transcript is spliced from 3 exons. The annotation marks the transcript as partial. Lineage: Eukaryota; Fungi; Ascomycota; Sordariomycetes; Sordariales; Chaetomiaceae. The record is from RefSeq and is a predicted model, not a curated record.
AUGGCCCUUGGAUACUCGUCGUUGGUCCUCGCGGCCAUUGCCGCCUUCAUCCACCCAGGCAUGGGUUCACCAGCCUGCCCCGCGCCAUCCUCGAGCACCCCAACCGCAACACCUUCGACAUCGACUUCAACAUCGACAUCCACACACGCGGGCCCCGAAACGCUGCCCGCGUCUUGCACCUACCGACCGACGGCUACAUGGUACGCCACAAGCGGCUGCGCCAUACCUUGCGCGACCAGCCCCUUCUGCAUCGCAGAUGACUAUGUCGUGCUGCCCUGCGGAUGUUCGCGUGCGGCGGUCAGCCCAACGACUGUCACCAUCUGCCCGACGAGGUCGCCCUGCUACCAGUGCACGACCGGCUGGGGCAUCGCGACCAUCACCGACUCCAAUUGCCCGCCCAGCGCGACCCCCACC